Molecule: messenger RNA, 2376 nt
Organism: Capsella rubella
Lineage: Eukaryota; Viridiplantae; Streptophyta; Magnoliopsida; Brassicales; Brassicaceae
Product: protein SIEVE ELEMENT OCCLUSION C
Exons: 7
Coding region: 228-2225 (665 amino acids)
Biological process (GO): phloem development
Source: RefSeq, a predicted model, not a curated record
CUUCAUCACUUAAAGUGUUACGACAAUGAUAAGAAGUGAAGAUAUUCAAAUCUGAAAAAGAUAAAGCCAUGUUCCAAGUCUUUGAAUAAGAUUCCCAGUCAGAUUGCUCAACAAUCUUCUGUUUCAGGGACCCUACUACUAUUUUUAUCACGCAAACAUCCUUUUGUGGUUAAGUAAACAAAAAUCUAAAGUACAGUCUUUUCAACACAACAAACAACCAUAUUACCAUGAAUUUCCGAAGCGACAUCUCUGCUCUAAAUGAAGACAUCAUAGUUGAGCAACUACUUCGUAGCCAUGAUCCAGAUGGUCGCUGGCUUGAUUCCGAAAUGCUGCUUCAAGAAGUAGAAACCAUCUUGAGCUUUGUUCUGCAAAAUGAUGUUUCUAGACCGCUUAUGACAGAGAAUUGUAUCACCAACGUUCAAGUUUUUGACUCAAAGGAAACACUACCAUACGCUAUCUCCAGAAUCUCUGUUCAGAUGCUUUGUCCAUGCAUAGGACAAAACGAGAUCCAGACAAGAACAAUGGUUUUGUUCGAUCUUCUGAAAGAAUACAGAUGGGAUGCAAAAGCUGUGUUAGUACUAGGAGUACUUGCUGCAGCAUAUGGAGGACUAUUGCUACCAGUCCAUCUAGCCUCCUGUGAACCCGUCGCAUCAUCUAUUGCAACACUCAACCAGCUGCCUAAUGAGAGAACCAAGUUAAGACCAUGGUUAGAGUCUCUGACGUUGCUCGUUAGAGCAAUGCUGGAUGUAACCAAAUGUCUUAUUAAAUUUGAAAGACUUCCAAUUAAACAAGUGCAGCUAGACAACAACAUUGUGGAUAAAACCUUGUUUAAUGUUUAUUUGGCUACUUACCGGGUUGUCAAAAGUGUGCUUGCAUGCCUGCAGCAAAUACCUUAUUUCAAGCAAACCCAGCAGGCAACAGAAACAAGAAAAUCAGCCCAUGAACUUUCAACGGAAUCAAGAAGAGCAGCAGGAGAACUUUCUAGUUUGGGAUAUCAGUUGCUCAACUUACAUACCCGCCUUAACAAGCAGGUAGACGAUUGCAGCACACAAAUAGAGGAAGAAAUCAAUCGAAAGCUUAGAAACAUUAACACAGGCACCCAUCAAGACAACCAAGACGUACUCCACCUACUUUUUUCUCUACAAGAUGAUUUGCCACUUCAACAAUACUCCAGACAAAUAGCAAUAACUGAGCUGAAAGAAAAAGUAAUACUGCUGCUACUAUCAAAACCACCAGUAGAGCCACUUUUCUUCCUGCUUCAACAGUUAUAUGAUCAUCCAUCCAGCACCAACACAGAACAAAACUACGAAAUCAUAUGGAUUCCGAUACCAUCCUCCCAAAAAUGGACAGACGAAGAGAAAGAAAUAUUUGAUUACUACUCCAAUUCCUUACCGUGGAUCUCAGUAAGGCAGCCAUGGUUGAUGAGCUCCACAAUAGUCAACUUUUUCAUUCGAGAAUGGCAAUAUGGAGACGACGAGGCAAUGGUGGUAGUGAUGGAUUCUAACGGGGAGUUUGUGAACAUGAAUGCCAUGGAUAUGGUAUUGAUAUGGGGUGUUAAAGCAUAUCCAUUCUCAGUUACUAGAGAAGAUGAGCUUUGGGAAGAACAUGGAUGGUCUACGCAGCUCUUGCUUGAUGGAAUUCAUCCUGCAUAUGAAACAUGGGUGAAACAAGGAAGUGAAAUCUGCAUAUUCGGAAGCGAGAAUUUGGAUUGGGUUGAUGAAUUUGUAUCACUAGCAAGAAAGAUUCAGAAUCUAGGGUUCCAAUUAGAGCUAGUUUACCUCAGCAACGAGCGAACAAAAGCCAUGGAAGAGAGCUCAAUCUUGUUCAGUCCUACAGUUCAACAACUCUUUUGGCUACGAUUAGAAAGCAUCGAACGAUCCAAACUAAAGCGAACUGAACCAUCGAAACCUGAUCGUGUUUUCGAAGAAGUUACGAAACUUCUCGACUUCGAUUACGGUAAACACAAGGGUUGGGGGAUCAUCGGAAAAGGAUCAGAAGCGGUGACGGUUGACGGAGAGAAGCUGGCAGAGAGGAUGAGUACGGUUGUGCGGUGGGGAGAGUACGCGAAGGGAUUGGGUUUCACGGAGGCGAUUGAAAUCGCGGCGGAGAAGCCGUGUGAACUGACUCACACGGUGGUUGUUCCGUUUGACGAAGCUUUGACGAUGAAAGUUGUCACGUGCGAGAAAUGUAAACGGCCAAUGAAAAAGUUUGUCGCGUAUCAGUAAAUCACAGCCUCGUUACUUUAACAGUGACGCCCAAAAAUAAUAUGUUUUUUUUUCUCUUUUAUGUGGUGCUUUCUUUUCAAUAAUAAAAAUGUGAUAUUGUGAACAAACAGAGGCAAAUGUGAUAUUUUAGGAUAACCGAGGUUGAUUUGGA